Messenger RNA from Pseudovirgaria hyperparasitica, 1578 nucleotides. RefSeq lists its product as uncharacterized. The record is from RefSeq and is a predicted model, not a curated record. The transcript has 4 exons. Bases 1 to 1578 code for a protein of 525 amino acids. NCBI's taxonomy places the organism in Eukaryota, Fungi, Ascomycota, Dothideomycetes, Acrospermales, Acrospermaceae.
AUGUAUCACAUUUGCGUAGAAAGUCAAGCGCUUCGACCCGAACUCGCGGAACAACCAGAGAGUCGGCCCGAAUGGGCUGCGUGUUUGUGGUAUACCCCUGUAGCGUUUCACACCCGGGCCACAAACGAAGGCGUGCAGGGGCAAUGGCUCACCCAUGGUCCCAUGGGGAAGGCUGGGGCUUUUCUACGUGCUGCGAACAAUACUUAUGCCUACGGCUCAAACUGUCUCCGAGACGAUCCCUCCGGAAAAUGCGCCACUUUUCGUGGAGGUUUAUAUCGCCAACUCGAAUCGCAGACACGCGGAAAAGUCAACGAGUCACGAAUUGCAACCGAUGUUGACGACAGACGACAGGUAGUACUCGACAGCGAAGUGAUCACUUUGAAUGAUCGCAACAACAUGACAGCUUUCCCCCUAGCCGUUGCGCUCUCCGGGAUGGGGGGCGAGCAAGGUUACACACCGUUGAACGCUCUAGGACUGGGAUCUAACUCUACGGUACUUAGCCUACUACACACGGCCGGCACAGUCCCCUCAAGAUCAUGGUCGUAUUUUUCAGGGCGCGUAGGGGCUUCUCGAGACUCACAAUUCAAUGGUUCAAUCGUGCUAGGCGGGUAUGACCGUGCAACGAGACAGGGGGACAACUUGACACUGCCAGUGCAGUUUAGUGGGGAAUGUGGCUCUGGCUUGCCUAUCCGUGUCACAAACAUGACUAUGAACUAUCCCAAUGGCACCGAUCAUGGCAUCUUCACAAGAGAAGAACCAAUGCUUACCUGCCUGUUUCCCGACGACGUCGCUGUCAUGUCCAUUCCCCUCACUGGAGUCUUCCAUAAUUUCUACGACGUGCGUGAGGGGCUCGCCAUCUCUGGAAAUAGCGAUCGGUCGUUUGGAACCAAUUAUUACACGAUGCUUUACGAGAAUGAACCUGUCGCAUAUAAAGGAGACACUUCUGUAGAAAUCGAAGGGAAAAUGACGAUACGGAUCUCAAAUGACCAGCUUGUCAGACCUGAACUCACGAUCGCGGACUCCGGAGAAAUUCAAGCCAAUACUUCCCGACCCAUUCUGAAUAUAGAUUCCCUACAAAGUGAGACCGGAGGCAAGACCCCUUCGUUUGGAUCUGGGUUUUUCUCUGCAAUGACCUUGCUCGUCAAUUAUGAUUCUGGAAAGUUCACUAUAUGGCCAGGGAGGGCGACGUAUGAGCAGGAUUUGGUACCCAUCGCCUCGGAUCACACUACAGCUGUUUGCAAAAACACACCAGACCCCGGACCAAGCCUGCCAGAGCCAUCAGCAACAGUGGUGAAGGAGAACAAGGGAAUUCCCAGCAGUACUCUUGCUGGAAUCGUGGUUGGUUCCGUCGUAGGUAUUGCCCUCAUUGUGUCCGCCAUAGUCUUCAUCAGAAGACGAAAAAGUACGAGCAAGCCAGACGAGAAAGUCGACGAGAUAAUUCCACCUGAAUGGAAAGCUUAUGGAGCGCCAGCCUUUACCAAAUCCCAAAGCCCAGUACAAGAGCCGCAGGAGAUCGGCCCAGGUACAAGAUACAGCGGGCUUCCAGAACUCGAAGCACCCUCGAGGAUGACACGAUGA